AUGAGCGCUGCAAUCGUAUUGAACGGCCAAAACAGCGCUGGCAGCUGCAAUAUCGACGCACAGGACACGCGUCCAGAAUGCAGCUCUGGCAGCGUGUGUGUGGAGCGGAACGCUUCUCCACUUGCCACGUACGACCCCUCUUUUUAUCCAACACCAUCCCCGCAUUCUGCCUUAACCGGGUAUUCCUCUCUUCCACCUCGGCCCGCCGCGCUCGUGUUGACCGGGUCUGCCAAGGCGACUACAUGCAUGGUUGCGGUUGAAGCCGUUCCUCUUCGACGCAUCGAACCACCUGCGCAUGGUUCGUCCACCCAUACAACCAUCCCGCAUAGACGCAGUCUCGACCCCAGCACGCCGAUGGUGACAUCGCGCGAGCCUGCGGGCCUUCGCACACGGCAGCAACCCUCGCCACUGCAAAAACGCACGUCGUACCGUCUCAACACCGCGUUCUUCUUAUUUGGCCUGCUCAACAAUGCGCUCUACGUCGUCAUCCUCACCGCUGCACUAGAGCUGCUUCCCCAAGGCGUACCCACGGGGCUGGUGAGCUUUGCCAACAUCUUUCCCGCGCUGAUUGCAAAGGCCGUUUGGCCGUACCUCCUGCGCGGGAGGGUGCGAUAUACCCGCCGCGUAUGGUCGUGUGCAGGGCUCAGCUUCGUAGGCAUGUUGCUCGUCUCGUUCUUCCCCGCCCUCACAAUGCGUCUACUCGGCAUCUCGCUCGCGUCGUUCUCGUCCGGUCUGGGCGAGCUGACUUUCUUGCAACUCAGCACGAGGUAUGCUCCCAAGCAUCGAAGCGGCGCGUUGACAGCAAGUGCUGCGGCGAGUGCAGGGAUCGAGACCAACUUCGCGGGAGAUGCGGUCGGAUGGUUUGCCAGCGGCACCGGUGCGGCGGGUCUCGUGGGCGCCGCGGCCUGGUGGGUCGUAAGACCGCUGGGUGUGCAGACGGGUAUGGCGAUACUAAGCAUCCUGCCGGGUUUCAUGGUGCUAGCGUACCUAGCUGUGCUGCCGUCGAUCGAUCAGCUGCUGCACCCAAGUCCAGGCCAAGCGCAAUACGCCCCCAUCUCAACAUCCGACGACGCUACAAGCCCAAGUCGCGAGCAGCUUCACGACGACGAUGAAGACGAAGCUGCGCCCCUCAACGGCGCCCAAGCGGACACCGGCAUUUCAAGCCCCAAAGACGGCCAUGGCGACGACGAUGUCAAGGUGCGCUUAAGUUUCGCGGAAAAGAUGACGCUGCUUCGUCCGAUGUUGCUGCGCUACAUCCUACCGCUGGUCACUGUGUACUUUGCCGAGUAUACGAUCAAUCAAGGCGUAGCACCCACGCUGAUCUAUCCAUUGCCGACAUCGAGCUCGCAUCCGCUGCUGGCGCUGGUGGUCAAAAAGCUUACCGACUACUAUCCGCUGUACCAGCUGGUGUACCAGACGUUUGUCUUUCUCUCUCGCUCGUCCAUAUCCAUCUUCAAGCUUCCUGCCAUCCCUCGCCACCUUCUCUGGCUGCCUGCAGUGUUGCAGACGGCACUUCUGAUGCUACUCGCUUCAGAGAGUUUGUAUGCGUGGUUUAGGCAGAGCAUCGCAAGCCCGCUCGUCAUCGUGCUGAUCUGCAUCGAGGGUUUGGCAGGUGGUGCGGCGUACGUGUCGGUGUUCUACAGCAUCGGUGUGGACGAACAGACCCAUUCAAACCCCAUUGCUCUCCCCUCUGCGACGGACGAUGCCAUUCAAGCGGAAGACGGCGAGCAUGCAUACGAUCAGUCGUAUGCAAUGGCAAAAAAGGCCCAGGAACACGAAUUCCGCAUCGGCUGCGUAGGCUUCGGAGACAGCCUCGGCAUCCUUGCCGCAAGCCUGAUCAGUAUGCCCCUCCAGCUGGGGUUGUGCAACGCCCAAGUCGCCGCCGGCCGCGACCUCUGCAAGCAAGCCUAG
This is a messenger RNA of Moesziomyces antarcticus, 1911 nucleotides long. RefSeq names its product batten's disease protein Cln3. Gene Ontology annotation, cellular component: vacuole; membrane. The transcript is spliced from 2 exons. Gene Ontology annotation, biological process: regulation of intracellular pH. The coding region runs from base 1 to 1911 and encodes 636 amino acids. The record is from RefSeq and is a predicted model, not a curated record. Lineage: Eukaryota; Fungi; Basidiomycota; Ustilaginomycetes; Ustilaginales; Ustilaginaceae.